AUGAGGCCAGGACUUGGGCUGGUGAGAUCAUUGGGGGGAAAGAAAGCGAAGCCCCACUCCAGACCCUACAUCGCCUAUCUGUCUAUAAGACAUGGAAACAGGAAGUACAUCUGUGGAGGGUUCCUGGUGGCGGAGAACUUCGUGCUGACGGCUGCUCACUGCAAUGGAGAUGAGAUUAUCGUCAAGCUGGGAGCCCAUAACAUAAGACUAUGGGAAUGGAAACGACAAAAGAUCCCCGUGUGCCACUGGAUACCUCACCCGCAAUACGACAAAAAGCCCCAUAACAAUGACAUCAUGCUGCUGCAGCUGGUGAAGAGAGACAAGCUGAAUAGACGGGUGAAAACCAUUGACUUGCCCUGUGCCAAUGAGACAGGCGACUCUGGGGGCCCCCUGAUAUGUGGUCAAACAGCCCAGGACAUCAUCUCUUGGGGAUCUGAGGAUGGGAUUCCCCCCGGGGUGUAUACAAGUGUCUCCACCUUCAUCCCCUGGAUACAGGAGAUGAUGAAGAGGCUGCAGCCCUGA
This is a messenger RNA of Chrysemys picta bellii (western painted turtle), 522 nucleotides long. The record is from RefSeq and is a predicted model, not a curated record. Lineage: Eukaryota; Metazoa; Chordata; Testudines; Emydidae.